Molecule: messenger RNA, 3574 nt
Organism: Amblyraja radiata (thorny skate)
Lineage: Eukaryota; Metazoa; Chordata; Chondrichthyes; Rajiformes; Rajidae
Gene: apbb1ip
Product: amyloid beta (A4) precursor protein-binding, family B, member 1 interacting protein
Exons: 14
Coding region: 191-2218 (675 amino acids)
Biological process (GO): signal transduction
Cellular component (GO): plasma membrane; cytosol
Source: RefSeq, a predicted model, not a curated record
AUCCAUGUCCGAGCUUGCAGCAGCAGCUUCAGCGAACUGUAUUUACCUUAAUUAGACUGUACAAUGUGUUGCUGAAAUGCACAUUUAAGUUGCUGCUAUUUCAAUCUGCUCUCCUGACUUUAUCAAUGAUACUGGCAUCUCAUAUCAGUUCUGUGAAGUGACCUACAUUGGUAUUAAAUUGCACGUGAAGAUGGAGUCCAGUGAUGACAUCGAUGCCAUGUUCAGUGAUCUCCUUGGAGAGAUGGACUUGCUAACACAGAGCCUAGGGGUAGAUGACAACCCACCUGAACCGAUAAAACCCAGUCACAACACAGGGUUCAACUUCUCCAUUGGCUUUACGGAUGAAAAUGAGUCUCUCGAAGAACUGGAAGAAACCGACUUUGAUGCCUUAAUGGCUGACUUGAUGCAAGGGAUCAGUGAGACAGAGAAAAUCUGUAAUGUUACAUCUCAAGCCUCGCCAGUGCCAGACAUUUGGAAAACCACCACCACCCCAGAUUUCCCCAAAGUUCACUCAGGAGGGCCUCCGAAGCCACCAACCAGGCACACAGAGGCACCAAGUUUUGAUUUACCGCCACCUCCAGUUGAUUUAUUUCCCCCGAUCCCGUCAGUCUCUCUGCCUCAUCCAUCACCACCCCCUCCAGAACCUGCAGAACCAUUAACAGAGGAGGAACAAAAAGCCAAGGAAAAAACUGACAAGAUUAAACUUGCUUUGGAAAAGCUGAAAGAAGCAAAGGUUAAAAAGCUUGUUGUCAAGGUCCUCAUGAAUGACAACAGCAGUAAAACUCUGAUGGUCGAUGAAAGACAGACGGUGCGAGAAAUUCUGGACAAUUUAUUUGAGAAGUCUCACUGUAACUGCAGCGUGGAGUGGUGCCUGUAUGAAAAUAAUCCUGAGCUACAGAUCGAGAGAUUUCUGGAAGAUCAUGAGAAUCUGGUGGAAACCUUAUCCCACUGGAUGCGGGACAGUGAAAACAAACUUAUGUUUGUUGAACAACAAGAGAAGUACGCUGUCUUUAAAGAUCCACAGAAUUUCUAUAUUGCAAAAAAGAAAACAGAAGGGAAGAACAUGAAAGAGAAAAAUAAGGAAACUUUACUGGAGGAAUGCUUUUGUGGAACAUCUGUCAUUAUUCCAGACCUAGAAGGAGCUCUCUUUGUAAAGGAAGAUGGUAAAAAGUCAUGGAAGCGUCGAUACUUUCUCCUCCGAGCUUCUGGAAUUUAUUAUGUUCCAAAAGGGAAAACUAAGACAUCUUGUGACCUGGUUUGUUACAUCCAGUUUGAGAAUGUGAAUAUUUACUAUGGAAUGAAUUAUAAAGCAAAAUACAAAGCACCAACUGACCAUUGCUUUGUACUGAAGCAUCCACAGAUUCAAAAGGAAUCACAAUACAUCAAGUACCUGUGCUGUGAUAAUGCUUGGAGUCUACAACAGUGGGUAACUGGAAUACGAAUCGGAAAGUACAGUAAGACAUUGUACGACAAUUACACAGUGGCAUUACAAAAGGCUGGGCUGGCAUCACGAUGGGCGGAUUUAUCAAAUGCGAAGUCUGUCAAUACCACCAACACCACUCCAGCUCCUCUUCAAGCAAAUGGCCACCCAGGACAAGCCCAGCGACCUCCGAACCCAAUUGGAGCCCUGUAUAAUGAAGAGGUGAAGACGACGAAAGAUAUUGAUACCUUCCUCCCGCCACCACCUGCACAAAUAAUGUUUCAAGGCCCUAACGAUUUUGAUGAAGAGGAUCUCCCACCUCCUCCUCCUCCAUCCUUUGAACCUCCCCCUCCGGCUUUCAAAGCUCCUCUAAGUGCAGCAUCACCAUCCAAGCCAAAGCUCUUCUCGAGGCCUCCUCCAACACCUGUCCGAUAUGCUCCAUCAGCAGCACCACCUCCAACCCUACUCAAACGGAAAAAUUCAGGUGCGAAAAAUGUCCUCUUUACGGAUUUACCACCACCGCCACCGGAUCCAGAGAGUUUACCAGAGCUGCCUCCAGAUUUCCUGCCGCCUCCUCCUCCUUGCUUUAACAGCACUUCAGGUGGAGGGCCGCCACCUCCACCUCCACCCCCUCCUCCUCCUCCUGCUUCAGCUCCAGCCACCUAUGCCGCAAAAAUAGUCGUGCCAAAGAGGAGUGAAAACAGCUACAAUUCUAGACCUGUUGUCUCAGACAAGCCAGACCUUAUGUCAGAUCUCAUGAAAGUCUUACAGAAAAAAAGAGCGGCACUGAAUGAAUAAGUACAAGCAGUUUCAAAACAAAGCUUUGAGUUCGUACUAAACAAUUUACCAAAAUGUUUUACGUUAUUUUAAGAGAGAGAACUGAAAUUCUAUCAAAGGGCAAAUCUAGCUUGGUAAGGUCCUCUUUUCAAUUUCUCUCACUGAUUUAGUUGAACUCAUGGCCCCACUAUUGAAACAUGUUGUUGUAUGAUUGAUGGCGAUGUUUAAAGUGUGAUCUCCAGUUUAGAAGGAUGUGAAACAGGAAGAGUUUGGACUCCUAACGGCCAUAAUUUGGGUAUGUACAGAGAUCUUACCCUCGCCGGGAUUGUGGUCAAACAGCUCACAAACCAUCUCCAGAUUCACAUGAAGAAUUUCUGUUCGGACAAGUUAAUAAAAAGGAUUUAUCAGAUGCAACAAAUACAUUCUUCUUCAUUCUCAAUACAGUAGAGCAAAACAAAGAACAAAUUAAGUGCCUUGGUGAAAAUGGCUACCAACCAUGGAUUUUGAACUUUCUUGGUUCCAAUUCUUUCUAGUUAAUGGUCCAAAAGUUUGUGUUUGUAAAAUUGAACAGUGAUACAGGAGGCAGAGUUUUCAGGCAAUUUACCAUUUUAGUAGAUACCCACUGUUUCAUUAUUGGCCAACAUACAAUGCAGUUUUGAAUUUGACUAACACCCUACUGAGAAGAAACUCAACCAGUCUCACCAAAUUUUCUGUGUUCAUAGUGUCUACAAUCUUCGGAAACUAAAACUCUAUAAUGAGUAUAUUUUCAUUAUUGUUAUUAAAAUUUUAUAAAUAGUAUACCAUGGCUACCAUGACUAUCGAAGGGCCGAAUGGCCUACUCCUGCACCUAUUUUCUAUGUAUACCUAAUGUACUGCACAUUUCAGAGAGAAUUCUGAAUUUUCCUUUCUUCUGUUUUAAGAAUGAUUUUACCACUCACAGAAUCUGAUUUCCACACAUGGAGCAGCUACUGUUGAUGGGAAUAUCCGAUUAAAGCUAAUAUUCAUGGCAUUACAAUUAGUGUAUGAAAAGGUUCCCAAUAGUAAAUCUUACAUGGUUUCCUGAUAAGUCGAGACUGCAGAAGUCUUCACUGAAAUGCUGGGUGUCAGUACGAAUGGUCCUGGGAACUGGGAAAUUUUAUGACUCGGACUUUUAUGGCACCAAUCAAAGCAAUUCUAUUCUAUUGGGGAUGCCACAAUAUCCUAUUAAUAUUAUCAUCUCAAUGUGAGCAGCAAAGCUGAAUGAAAUCUGCACCUUGAACAGUCAAGUUUACUUUGCAAAGGAAAGGUAGCCCUGACAAUCCACAGCUCUUGCAGCUCUGACCCCCGACUAUUAUCUGAAUGGUGGCCGAUUAGGAAAAGGGGAGAUGCAACGAGACC